Molecule: messenger RNA, 1281 nt
Organism: Dufourea novaeangliae
Lineage: Eukaryota; Metazoa; Arthropoda; Insecta; Hymenoptera; Halictidae
Product: carnitinyl-CoA dehydratase-like
Exons: 4
Coding region: 291-1229 (312 amino acids)
Source: RefSeq, a predicted model, not a curated record
GUCUGUUCUUCCUAAACACUUUGCAUAAUAAUUGCUAAGGAAAAACUUGUUUGAAAUUACCCCAUGAGUCUCCCAUUUCCGGGCUCUCCAACAUUUUUGUUACAUCCUGUGUACAUAGCGGUGACUCCGGUGACUCUUCUCCAAUGGAAUAUGGGUAUUCAAACUGAUUGAAACGUUCAAAAUGGCAGUGGAGGUAUUUUAAGUGGUCUGUUAUUUACUGCAAGUAAUAAGUGUACAGGAGGUGUAUCUUGUGAUAUUUAUUGAAUUCUGAACACAGUUUUGUGUUACAAAUGCAUUCUUUAAAAGGACUAUCAGGGACAUUGAACCGGUACUGCACAAAUUUUCUAAGAAGAUCGUUAACCUCUAAAUCGGCUGAAAACACGAAGCCUGAAGAACAAAGAGAGAAGAAUAUUCUGAUUGACUAUAUUGAAGGUGUUACCACAAUUGGUAUAAAUCGUCCUGACAAAAAGAAUUGCCUAGAUGUAGCCACUGCACAAGAAUUAGUGGAGGAAUUAGAAAAAUUUGAAAAUGAUCAAGAGUCUACAGUCGGUAUAAUUCAUGGGAUUGGAGGUAACUUUUGUAGUGGCUACGAUUUAAAAGAAAUUGCACAAUAUAAUGAUAAAAAUGAAGAAGUUUUACCACAAUUUGGGCCAUUGGCAGAUAAAGUUGAAUUAUGUAAGAAACCCGUAAUUGCUGCUAUAAAUGGAUAUGCAGUAGGUGUAGGAUUUGAACUUGCUUUAAUGUGUGAUCUAAGGGUUAUGGAACAAAGUGCAGUAGUAGGAUUUUUAAACAGACGCUUUGGUAUUCCUAUAUUGUGUGGUGGUACUGUUCGCUUGCCUGCUUUAAUUGGAUAUUCAAGAGCAAUGGAAGUAAUCUUGACAGGUCGUGCUGUUUCUGCAGAAGAAGCACUGAGCUGGGGUUUAAUUACUCGCUAUACAAGUGUUGGUACAGUGCUAGGUGAUGCAGUAAACUUGGCUAAAUCACUUGUGAAGUUUCCUCACAGUACAUUGCUCGCAGAUCGUGCUUCUGCACACUAUGCUACAUUUAAUGCUAAACAAUUAGAAGAGGCUCUACAGUUUGAGAAGGAUAAUUCCUCCCAUCUAGUAUUUGAGGAAGGUGUUAAAGGAGCCAAAAGGUUUGUUACAGAAAGAUUAGGAAGACAUGGGAAAUUUCAUAAUAUAACUGUAGUUGAUAAAACUAUCAAAGAUCUUGAUAAAGACCUUCUGUAAAAGUUUUGUAACAUUAGACAACUAUUGUUUUGUUUAACACGAUUGAUUUUCU